Molecule: messenger RNA, 2634 nt
Organism: Solanum stenotomum
Lineage: Eukaryota; Viridiplantae; Streptophyta; Magnoliopsida; Solanales; Solanaceae
Exons: 5
Coding region: 185-1540 (451 amino acids)
Source: RefSeq, a predicted model, not a curated record
UUCUUAAAUAUUUCUUUUUCCCCAAAACCAAACCCUAGAACACAAAUCCAAUUUAACUCAAAUCCGAAAAAUUCUUUCGAUUCCUUCAAGGGAACAAUCCAAUUUGCGAUCGGCGACUUCAUAAGUUGAAGCAUUUCUUCAAUUUUCAGAAAAACGUUAUCGGGUUUGAGCUGAGUUACAAAUCAUGAGGUUUAAAAGGGGAAGCAAAGUUGAGGUAAUGAACAUGAAGCAGUCACCUGCAUUGCAGCGUCGUGCAGAGAUUCUCUCUGAUAAUGAGCAUAUGUACACUGUAAGGUAUGAUUACUAUCCUGGAAUGGAAAGUAAGGGGAGGACUGAGAGGGUGUCAAGAAAGAAUAUCAGAUCUUGUACACCAUGUGUGGAGGGUUUGGAAAAUCAGGAAACUGGUCAGGUUGUGGAGGUAUUUGACGAAUCAUCUUGGAAGAUGGCUACAAUUGUGAAGGUUCUGGAUAGUGACUACUAUUUGGUACGCCAGACUGGAUGCCUGAAGGAGCUUUGUGUGCACAGAUCAAACACGAGAGUGGUACAAUGUUGGCAAGAUGAGGAACGGGACUUGAUAAGGAAGGGAUCUGAACUGUGUAGAAGAUCUGACCAACUAUCAGCUUUAAAACCUUCUAAAAAGGUGAGCAAGGUCCUAUCUUUUAGUGCAAGGAGUAGAUUUCAUGCUGGGGAUGAUCAUUUAGCUUCUCAGGAGUGUACUGAGUUGCGGAAGUCUCAUAUUAGCUCUUCGUUAUUGCUGAAUAGGGUAUCCCAAGUUGCCUUCUCUAAAAAUGAAACAUCUAGAAACAUUCAGGAUUUAGCGGCAACUGAGAGAGCUUUUAAGAGACGGAGGGUGGUCCCAGCUGCCUUAAAGGGACAGGUCAAUGUUAAUGCCAAGUGCAAAGAGAAUAUAAUGGCUGAGAAGUAUGUGCAUGACUCAUUGAACGAUGCAUCUGAUGGAUAUUGUGCAUUGGAGCAAACCAAAAGAAGUGAUUCUGUUGGCUAUUUCCUUACCAGAAGUACAGAAUCUAGUGAUGCCUGUUCCGUUGGUAGCUGUAGUAUCAACGAAAAAAUUUCCAACUUAUCCCCAGAAGAAGUCUAUUGUCAAGGAACUGAGCUUCUUUGCAGUGAUGCAGAGUCUUUUUAUGAUUCUGCAGAUAAGGAGGAAAGACACUCUCUUUCUUCACCAGUGAAAAUAGCAGCAAGUAUUCAUAGUUUGGAGUUACAUGCUUAUCGCUGCACUUUAGAGGCAUUGUAUGCGUCCGGUCCUUUAAGUUGGGACCAAGAAGCAUUGUUAACUAAUCUUCGCAUCUCGCUCCAUAUUUCAAAUGAUGAACAUUUAGCAGAGCUGAAGACUUUAAUUUCUGCUGGAACUGGUACUCAUGGCAACAGUUGGAUGUAUACAUCCUUUGCCUCCAAAAGUCAAAAGAUGAUGCUUGCAUUUGCAGCACCUCUCGUGGCAUUAUAUGGAGGACUCCUACAACAACUGUCCACAGAUAAGACAAUUCAUGGCUUUUGUUGUUAUUACUAUAAAGCUUCAUGAUUUGUUUUGUCUAGAUAACUUCAACAUUGGCAUGUUUUUUCCUGAAAAGUAAAGCAAUCAAAUGCAACUAUUUGUGUAUAAGGUCUUAUAAUAUCCUGUAUCUAUGUUUAUGGAUCCUCUGAUUGCAUAUUGUACAUACAGAAAGAAUUGUUUCCUUUUUAUCAACGGAGUUUUUUCUUGAGCCGAGGGUCUAUCAGAAACAACCUUUCUACCUCCGAGGUAGGGGUAAGGCUUCCGUACACUCUACCCUCCCAACACUCCACUUUGUGGGAUUACAUUGGGUAUGUUGUAGUCUUUUUAUCAACUGAGCAGGAAAAGACAUUUACAUUUAGUUGGAGAAUCUCGAGGUAUUCCAGAUGAAUAUAAAUCAAAGGCACACUAAAAUGAAAAUGUGUAAUCAAAUUAUUGGGUUCUCUCUCUUAGCAAUUAUACCAGAGUUUUUGGUUGCUAAUUCCAUGGUAAAGAUUAAUCUAUGAAAGUGUAUGCCUCUUGUGACAGCUCUAAACUGUUAUUCUUGUCUCUAAGUAUCAUUUCUUAAUGAUUCAUUGUGCUCUUAAUCAACGUCUUUGUAACUAAACAUUGACAAAUGUAAUAUAGCAACUGCAAAGUUGAUUGACACUUUGUCAUUCUGAGAUAUAUCAACAUUAACCUUGAUUCCUUCCAAAUCUUGUAUUUCCCUCAAUGAGGACGUUGUUUCCUUAAUUUCUGCUGUCUUGAGUGCUAGCUUUUUGAUAACUACAAACCGAGAUUUCAAAUUAUCAAAAUAAGUGUGUUUGUUGUUUGAUCUUUUUUUUUCUUAUGGGAGGGUGCUUCCAUGCAAGAGGUUUGGAUUUUUACCGAGAACUAAUGUGAUCUUUACGCUCUAUUACUCAUCCUUUGUUGGAACUUCAUUACUUUUUGUGAGAAAAACAUGUGUAGCUCUGGGAGGUUGAAAGUCAUGCUUGUGGUCUUCAGAAGGACUAAAGUACACAUGGUUCAUCAGUUCUUGAAGAUGCUGUUGCAGGAUUUGGUAAAAUUGUGGUUUUACCAUCAUGAGGGCUUUGUAGAGGGUGGAUUGAAGAUGCAAUGGGAGGCAUUUGUUGUGUGGUAAUGAG